AUGUUGUUGUUGGUGGCGGCGGCGAGCGCAGCCUGAGCGCCGCGAAGAUGGAGGAGCUGUCGAGGGGUCGCCGUCGCCGCUGUCGCCGCCACUGCUGCCGCGGCCGCCCGCGCGCCCGGAGCGCCAGCCGCCGGGGGGGUGCUGCUGUGAGUGUCUGAUCACCGUGCCCUGGAGGAUGGCCUUGGAUGGGCAGUAGAGGCACGGCGUUCCUGGACGCCUGUCCCGUCCGUCUGUCGGCGUCUGUCUCUCUCAGCACCACCGCAGCUUCACCCCCUCCUGUCCCAGCCCCCGCACCGGCGUCUUGUGGGUCCAGAGCCGGCAUGAACUCUCCCACCGAGUCGGCAGAUGGCGUGGCUGGCCGGGAGCCGUCCCUGGAGAUCCUGCCGCGGACACCACUGCGCAGCAUCCCCGUGGCAGUGGAGGUGAAGCCAGCACUGCCCGGGGCCAUGCCCAGUGCUGUGGGCCCCGGGGUGCGGCGGGGGGCGCCGGCCGGGCCCAUAGACCCUGUGGACCCCACGGACCCUGUGCUGCGGGAGCGGCAGCUGCAACAGGAGCUGGCGGCCCUGAAGCAACAGCAGCAGCUGCAGAAACAGCUCCUGUUCGCAGAGUUUCAGAAGCAGCACGCGCACCUGACGCGGCAGCACGAGGCGCAGCUGCAGAAACACCUGCAGCAGCAGCAGGAGAGGCUGGCGGCCCAGCGGCAGCGCGAUCUGGAGCAGCAGAGGCAGCGCGAGCAGCAGCGGCAGGAGGAGCUGGAGAGGCAGCGGCUGGAGCAGCAGCUGCUCGUCUUGCGCCACAAGGAGAAGAGCAAAGAGAGUGCCAUCGCCAGCACCGAGGUGAAGCUGCGGCUGCAGGAGUUCCUCCUGUCCAAGUCGAAGGAGCCCACGCCAGGCGGCCUCAACCAUUCCCUCCCUCAGCACCCCAAGUGCUGGGGAGCCCACCAUGCUUCUUUGGACCAGAGCUCCCCUCCCCAGAGCGGCCCCCCUGGGACGCCUCCCUCCUACAAGCUGCCUCUCCUGGGGCCCUACGACAGCCGCGACGACUUCCCCCUCCGCAAGACCGCCUCGGAACCCAACCUGAAGGUGCGCUCGAGGCUAAAGCAGAAGGUGGCCGAGCGGAGAAGCAGCCCCCUGCUGCGCCGCAAGGACGGGGCCGUGGUCAGCACUUUCAAGAAGAGAGCCGUGGGGAUCGCGGGCGCCGGCCCUGGGGCGCCGUCCGUGUGUAACAGCGCGCCCGGCUCCGGCCCCAGCUCUCCCAACAGCUCCCACGGCACCAUCGCUGAGAACGGCUUCGCGGGCUCAGUCCCCAACAUCCCCACCGAGCCUGCCUUCGCUCCUCAGAUGCUCCCGCAGCACCGGGCCCUGGCCCUGGAUGCCGCCCCCAGCCAGUUCAGCCUCUACACGUCUCCGUCGCUGCCCAACAUCUCCCUCGGGCUGCAGGCCACAGUCACUGUCUCCAACUCGCACCUCACGGCCUCCCCGAAGCUGGCCACGCAGCAGGAGGCCGAGAGGCAGGCCCUCCAGGCGCUGCAGCCGGGUGGCCCGCUGACUGGCAAGUUCACGAGCACCUCGUCCAUCCCGGGCUGCCUGCUGGGCGUGGCGCUGGAGGGUGAUGUGGGCACCCACGGGCACGCGUCCCUGCUGCAGCACGUGCUGUUGCUGGAGCAGGCCCGGCAGCAGAGCACCCUCAUCGCAGUGCCGAUCCACGGGCAGUCACCCCUGGUGACAGGCGAGCGUGUGGCCACCAGCAUGCGAACAGCGGGCAAGCUCCCCCGGCACCGGCCGCUGAGUCGAACGCAGUCCUCGCCGCUACCGCAGAGCCCCCAGGCCCUGCAGCAGCUCGUCACACAGCAGCAGUUCCUGGAGAGGCAAAAGCAGCAGCAGCUGCAGCUGGGCAAGAUCCUCACUAAGACUGGGGAGCUGCCCAGGCCGCCCACCACACACCCUGAGGAAACCGAGGAGGAGCUCACGGAGCAGCAGGAGGCCCUACUGGGUGAGGGGGCCCUGGCGGUGCCCCGGGAGGGCUCCACGGAGAGCGAGAGCACCCAGGAGGACCUGGAGGAGGAGGAGGAGGAGGAGGAGGAGGAGGCGGAGGAGGACGGGGAGGACGGCUGCGUCCAGGCCCAGGACCCAGCGGGCGACAGUGGCCCUGAGGAGGGGCCCGACCUGGAGGAGCCCGGCGCUGGCUACACAGAGCUGUUCACAGAUGCCCAGCAGCUGCCACCCCUGCACGUGUACCAGGCACCCCUCAGCCUGGCCGCCGUGCCCCACCAGGCCCUGGGCCGCACCCAGUCCUCACCUGCUGCGCCAGGGGGUGUGAAGAGCCCUCCAGACCCGCCCACCAAGCACCUGUUCACCACCGGCGUGGUGUACGACACGUUCAUGCUGAAGCACCAGUGCGUGUGCGGGAAUACGCACGUCCACCCUGAGCACGCUGGCCGCAUCCAGAGCAUCUGGUCGAGGCUGCAGGAGACGGGCCUGCUGGGGAGGUGCGAGCGGGUGCGGGGCCGCAAGGCCACCCUGGAUGAGAUCCAGACGGUGCACUCAGAGUUCCACACGCUGCUCUAUGGGACAAGCCCGCUCAACCGGCAGAAGCUGGACAGCAAGAAGCUGCUCGGCCCCAUCAGCCAGAAGAUGUACGCCGUGCUGCCCUGUGGGGGCAUUGGGGUGGACAGCGACACUGUGUGGAAUGAGAUGCACUCCUCCAGUGCUGUGCGCAUGGCCGUGGGGUGCCUGCUGGAGCUGGCCUUCAAGGUGGCCGUGGGCGAGCUCAAGAAUGGCUUUGCCAUCAUCCGGCCCCCAGGACACCACGCCGAGCAGUCCACGGCCAUGGGAUUCUGCUUCUUCAACUCCGUAGCCAUCACGGCCAAGCUGCUGCAGCAGAAGCUGAACGUGGGCAAGGUCCUCAUCGUAGACUGGGACAUCCACCACGGCAAUGGCACGCAGCAGGCCUUCUACAGCGACCCCUCGGUGCUCUACAUCUCGCUGCACCGCUACGACCACGGCAACUUCUUCCCGGGCUCUGGGGCCCCCGAGGAGGUUGGCGGGGGCCCCGGCGUGGGGUACAACGUGAACGUGGCCUGGACGGGUGGCGUGGACCCGCCCAUCGGUGACGUGGAGUACCUGACGGCCUUCAGGACAGUGGUCAUGCCCAUCGCCCAGGAGUUCGCGCCCGACGUGGUUCUCGUCUCCGCUGGCUUCGACGCUGUGGAAGGACACUUGUCCCCCCUGGGUGGCUACUCUGUCACUGCCAGAUGCUUCGGCCACCUGACCAGGCAGCUGAUGACGCUGGCGGGGGGCCGGGUGGUGCUGGCCCUGGAGGGGGGCCAUGACCUGACCGCCAUCUGUGAUGCCUCUGAGGCCUGUGUCUCCGCCCUGCUCAGCGUGGAGUUGCAGCCCUUGGAUGAGGCCGUGCUGCAGCAGAAGCCCAACGUCAACGCGGUGGCCACGCUUGAGAAAGUCAUUGAGAUCCAGGGCAAACACUGGAGCUGUGUGCAGAGGUUCUCAGCCGGCCUGGGCUGCUCCCUGCGGGAGGCACAGGCAGGUGAGGCGGAGGAGGCAGAGACUGUGAGCGCCAUGGCACUGCUGUCUGUGGGCGCCGAGCAGGCACAGGCCUCGGCCCGGGAGCACAGCCCCAGGCCUGCAGAGGAGCCCAUGGAGCAGGAGCCCGCCCUGUGACCCCGCCCCGGCCUUCAUCAUUGUGAUUUUGUUUAUUUUUUGUAUUAAAAACAAAAAGUCACACAUUAAA
Heterocephalus glaber (naked mole-rat) is the source of this 3747-nucleotide messenger RNA. RefSeq names its product histone deacetylase 5 (gene Hdac5). NCBI's taxonomy places the organism in Eukaryota, Metazoa, Chordata, Mammalia, Rodentia, Bathyergidae. Gene Ontology annotation, biological process: negative regulation of transcription by RNA polymerase II. Gene Ontology annotation, molecular function: histone deacetylase activity. The record is from RefSeq and is a predicted model, not a curated record.